Molecule: messenger RNA, 1909 nt
Organism: Momordica charantia (bitter melon)
Lineage: Eukaryota; Viridiplantae; Streptophyta; Magnoliopsida; Cucurbitales; Cucurbitaceae
Product: laccase-11
Biological process (GO): lignin catabolic process
Cellular component (GO): apoplast
Molecular function (GO): copper ion binding; hydroquinone:oxygen oxidoreductase activity
Source: RefSeq, a predicted model, not a curated record
GUAUAAAUACUUAAACAUUGUUUGCAUUCUAUAUCAUACAUCACCCGUACUUGCAUUACCUCGAGAAAAAACCGUUGUCGAAAGACAAUGGCCAGCUUGGUUUGCCUUGUUCAUCAUCUGGCCUUUCUCUUCUUUGCUUCUUGUUUUGGCUUAAUCUCAUUUUCUGCAGAAGCUGCCAUAAAGAGAUAUCAGUUUGAUGUUCAAGUGCAAAAUGUAAGUAGAUUAUGCCAUGCAAAACCAAUUGUCACUGUAAAUGGGAAGUUUCCGGGUCCAACCAUAUAUGCACAAGAAGGAGAUCGGGUUCUUGUCAACGUUACAAACCUUGCACAAUAUAACAUGUCGAUUCACUGGCAUGGACUGAAGCAGUAUCGAAGCGGCUGGGCGGACGGCCCUGCUUACAUUACACAAUGUCCUAUCCAGAGAGGGAGUAGCUAUACCUAUGAUUUCAAUGUCACGGGACAAAGAGGCACAUUAUGGUGGCAUGCACACAUUCUUUGGCUAAGGGCUACAGUUUAUGGUGCAAUUGUCAUCUUGCCCAAGCAAGGAACUCCAUAUCCAUUCCCACAGCCAAACAGAGAAUUUGAAAUUCUUCUGGGAGAAUGGUGGAAUAAGGAUGUAGAGGCAGUUGUCAACCAAGGAUCCAGCAUGGGCGUGCCACCAAAUAUGUCUGAUGCUCACACAAUCAAUGGCAAGCCAGGGCCGCUCUUCCCUUGCUCGGAAAAACAUACUUUUGCUAUGGAGGUUGAAGCAGGAAAGAUUUACCUCCUGAGAAUAAUCAAUGCUGCCCUCAACGACGAGCUUUUCUUUGCCAUCGCCGGUCACAACCUGACGGUUGUAGAGGUCGAUGCAGUUUACACAAAACCAUUCACAACACAAGCUAUACUAAUUGCACCUGGACAGACCACAAAUGUCUUGGUACAAGCCAACCAAGCGCCCAAUAGAUACUUCAUGGCUUCCAGGCCAUUCAUGGACGUUCCGAUUCCCGUGGACAACAAAACAGCCACCGGUAUUCUCCAAUACAAAGGCAUCCCUAACACAAUCCUCCCGAUCCUUCCCCAGUUACCGGCCUCAAAUGACACAUCAUUUGCUUUGAGCUAUAACAAGAAGCUCAAAAGCUUAAACUCACCUCAAUAUCCUGCUAAUGUUCCACUCAAAGUUGAUAGAAAGCUCUUCUACACAAUCGGUUUGGGCAAAAACGCUUGCCCCAGUUGUCUAAAUGGAACCCAAUUCGUUGCUUCAUUAAACAACAUCUCUUUUGUGAUGCCCCAAAUUGGUCUUCUUCAAGCUCAUUACUUCAAUAUCAGUGGGGUAUUUAGAACUGAUUUCCCAGAUAGACCUCCGACUCCAUUCAACUAUACUGGAGUACCACUGACUGCUAAUUUGAGAACUGCAGUAGGCACAAGGCUUAGCAAGAUUGCGUUCAAUUCUACAGUUGAGCUGGUACUUCAGGACACUAAUCUUCUCACUGUCGAGUCGCAUCCAUUCCACCUCCAUGGCUACAACUUUUUCGUCGUUGGAACGGGAAUUGGAAACUUCAAUCCAGCCAAAGAUCCAGCCAAGUACAAUUUGGUCGAUCCCGUCGAAAGAAACACAGUUGGAGUUCCCACUGGAGGAUGGACUGCUAUCCGAUUUAGAGCCGAUAAUCCAGGAGUCUGGUUCAUGCAUUGUCAUCUCGAGGUCCAUACAGGAUGGGGUCUGAAAACAGCAUUUGUGGUUGAAAACGGACCUGGAAAAGAUCAAACGGUCCUUCCGCCACCAAAGGAUCUUCCACCGUGCUAGCCUCCGUAUCUGUCAACACAGCAACAAAAGGAGAAGAAAGAAAAUGCAGUGUACUUUUUGUUCCUGCUCAAGUUGCAGGAAAUUUCUUUAAAACUCAAAAAUUAUAAUAAAAUGCCAAAAAUAUUGUAUA